Molecule: messenger RNA, 1221 nt
Organism: Geodia barretti
Lineage: Eukaryota; Metazoa; Porifera; Demospongiae; Tetractinellida; Geodiidae
Source: the annotation of a GenBank genome assembly
AUGAAAAAGUUUUUAACCCUACUGAUGUUUUUUAUUUUGGCUAUUAGUGUCGGGUGUACUCCAGAUCAACCGAUUACACAACUGGAAGUUGGCAGAAAUAAGCUGCUCGGUGCCGGUUUAUCAAUCGAAGCCGUUAACCACCUAAAAAGGGCGGAAACUGAAGAAGCCAAUACUCCAGCUGAAAAAGUGGAACCACGAGCCUUAUUACUGGUUGCCUACUCACAUGCCCUCGCUACCGGAGACGCUAAAACUCAAGAAGUUGAGAUCCCGGGGCUUGAAGCCGAAUACAAGCAGGCGCGAAGUGUAAGAAUUGCAGCAUUAAGCAAUAUUGAAAUGAAGAGAAUACUUCAACUGCUUGCUGAACGACAUCGCACACAAGACGCAACGAUACAGAUCUUGGUCGAUAAAGGAACAGAUGCUGUCCCCAUAUUGAUCGAAUAUCUCGGUAUAAGAAGAUAUUUGGUCCUUCGACCUGAUUUAAUUGAAAUGCUGUAUCAAAUCGGUUCCAAAAGUGUAGACCAGAUGACAGCUGCGCUCAAUGAUUCCAAUACCUCUACAGAAAUUAAAAUGAUCCUGGCACAAUUGAUUGGGCGGAUAAAUGAUUCGCGUGCAAUUCCCGCUCUAGAAGCAAUUCAAAGCGAAAGUGACCCAGGAUUGAAGAUGGAAAUCAACAUUGCGCUUUAUAACCUUGGCAAGCAAGAGUAUCGGACGCAAAUUAUCACUGGGUUAAGUGAUAACGAUAUUACGGUUCGUCGUGCAGCUGCGCAAGCGAUGUUGCGACUUGACAAUCCCCCAGCGGAUGAGCUUGUCAGCACUCUCAACGACUCUGAUGCACAGGUGCGUAUGUAUGCGGGCCAAACGCUUGAAAAAUAUCCAACUGAAAACGCCAUCGAUCGACUCAUCGAAAUUCUUACAAAUGAUACAGAUGAAAGCGUGAAAGAAGCAGCAGCAAGAGCUUUAAUCGUUCAUGGUGGACAAGAUUUUGGAAAAGGGAUAGCACGGCGGCUCAUUAAGGCGUUGCCGGAAGUAAGUGAACCAAAGGAUCGGAUACGGAUUGUCCUAGUCCUUAAAAAAGAUGCGCUUGUAGAGCAGAUUAAAAAUGCUGCAAAAGCGCAUGAUGAUAAUAUCGAAUACGACCUCUUUCUCUACUUUAAGAACGAAGAGCAGAAUGAUAUGGUAAAGGAAGAACUCAGUAUGUUACUAAAUGGUUUAAGAGAUUAA